UUGAAGUGACUCCGGAGUCCGACAGACAACAAACAUGGCAACUGCAAUAAGUUUAUGUUUUUAAAGCAUAAUAUUGUUGGAAUACUUACUAGUCUUUUCAACGUUUUGGUGUUCAACCUGUGAGAUGAUUUUCAUGUUUGAAAAUGUGUACUGUAAGAGAAGAAUUGUUAAUAAUGGACUUAAAUAGAAGUGACUGUAUCAGUGAAAAUUUAGUGGCGCCAGUAUCUAGUGAGGUUAUGAAGUUUUUGGAUACUCAUUUUUAGUAUAAACGAGACUCCUGUUACGAAUCUUAUCACUAAACAUAGGUUAUAAUUUCGUCAAUCUUAUCUUAUGGUUAUAGUCCUCGCAUAACAAUUAAAAUAAUUGGGCUUUAGAUCAAUUUAUUAUACUGUUAAAUGACUAAUCUGACCUUAGUAUAAAAGCUUACAGAUCAUCUCACUCGUACUUCAAUCAUAAGUUUUGGGUUAAAAUACUUAACUAAGUGGCGUCUUCUUCUCAAUUGAUAAAAAUAGUUAAUAUCACUUAGUAUCUUUUUUCAAUUAAAUUUUUCUAGACAAGCACCUUGAUGAAAAUGAAUUUCUCUCAUUUGAAUUUCGGAAACAACUUCGUUUCAAUGCACCAAUUCAGUGCUGCAACAAAAGUAGUGGGCAAUGUACAACAGAAUAUAGCCUUCAUUCCAGCGACGAGCUCUCAGCAUUAUCAUCAUUCAAAUCAAGUAAACUUUCCCAACAAUGGUCAGAUUACAACAGCUGUCAUUCAGCAUCAACAUCAUUACCAGGAUGCCUCUGCUAGAAUUCUUAGCCAAAAUUCCUCAACACACUCAGUAAAUAUUAAUACCCCUACAUCAACUACUAUAGCUCAAUCAUCUUGGAUUGAUGGAACCACACUACCUUCUGGAGACAGCACAUUGAAGAUAAAUCUACCAAGCUUUCCUCCUCAAGCACAGGUGCCAAGUGGUGUAAAUCACAUUCAUCAACCAAUACAAAGUUCUUUUAAAACUGUCUUGAUGAAGGAUGCCUCAACAAUGACAGAUUUUGAUAUCCCUGUCACUGAUGGAAAAAACGGUAACACCAAAGAAUCUGCUAUGAGUGAAGAUAGCGAUGACAGUUCUAAAUCUGAUACACAUUCUAUGAAAAGAACUGAGUGUUCAAAUUCUUGUUCUAAAGUUGAGUUAAAAAAUACAAAAUCGGCGUUAGCUGAGUACCUUCAUCGAUUACAGCCUUAUCAAAUCCCAACUGACAUACAAGAAUUUCUAAAAGAUAACAAUAUAGUACCUGUUCUUAAAAAUGAUGUUGAAGAAAAGAGCAAGAAGAACAUAGAAUCAAAGGAUAGUUUUUCUGGGAGGUCUGAAAUCCGAUUAUCAAAUGCGCCUGAUGGUUCUCUUCUCUUUUGUUGUUCUGAAUGCAGUAUUGGAUACCCGGACAAAGAACAGUUGGAGCGUCAUCUUGCAGUGCAUAAGGCAGAUCGACGAUUUGAAUGCAAUGUUUGUGGUGUGUUUUUGAAGAGGAAAGAACAUUUGGAUCAGCACAAAAGAGGCCACAGCGAAGAGAGACCGUUUGUUUGUGAAAUUUGUUGUAAAGGGUUCAAGAGAAAUGAGCAUUUACGUCGACACAUAGUGAUCCAUUCCGGAGACAAGAACCAUGUUUGCACGGAGUGCGGGAAGGCUUUCUCUCGUAAGGAUCACCUCAACAAACACCUCCAAACUCACAUCAGUAAGAGAGCAAAAGGAGAAGCCAGCGAUCCUGUAUCGUCUUCACCUUUGUUGCAGUUCCAGCCUCAUAAGAAUGUUCACGUUUAUCCUCCUAAGUAAACUAGCACUCAUGUAUAUAUAUUUUUGAGUGAGUAUAUAAAAUCAAUCAUUAGAAUGUGUUUUUUUAUAGUUUAAAACGUUGCGAUAUUUGAGAUUAGCACCUCAAACAUUUAUUUUAUAAAUAACAUUGAACAAAUAUUAGUGAAAUACUUAGAUCUUAAACUUAUGGAUAAUGUAUAAAUCGGGUUCCUACCAGUGUCUGACAAGUUACUUGGUCAUCAAACCAGUUGGCUGCCAUUUUAAAUAAAAUAUUUAAAAAAAAAUGCAAAUUACACCCGCCACAGCAAACCUGCAGACUAAGCGAAUUUCCAAUUGCCUAGUUGGAUUAGCCUAUCACUAAAACAUUUAAUAAAAUUGUCAGAUUCAUUCCCUACUUAAAUGACUCUAAGUUUAAUGAGUACUUAGGAUUACCCCUCUAAGGAAUGUAAUAAAUUUAUUUAGCUUGGUAUCAAAUAAACAAAUUUGAUCAAAACACAUUCUUAAACAAGCAAAAACUUCAACGGUUUUUAAAUUCUCCAUAAGAAUAACACAAGAAUUUUAAAUUCAUAAGGUUUUUGAAGACAUUAGUUAUUUGUAGCCAUUAGACAAAAUCAAUGCUUUUUAUUUUUCUUGCAGUUAAUAUGAGAUAAAAAAUAUAUCUUCAAAAAAGAUCUCUUAAAUUCAUAAACAGGGCCGUCGCGUGGUGUAUUAGUGCUGGGGGUGGGAUGCUGUCAGGUGCUCUCCCCCCCCCACCCCAAACACAAUGAGCGAUGCUCGUGGUGGGUUACGUGGCUGUCUGAGACAUCAUCUGUAGCAGAAACAUCAUCAUCGUCCUUCACAAUCACGGCUAAUCUGAAUAUUCAUCGAUAACAGAAUUGUCCUCUGCAAUUGUGGUAAAAUAAAGAUUAUCCAACGAUCGUGUGGACAUUAUCACCGUCUUCCUCGAUUGCGGAGGAAUCAAGAUUAUCUCCUGCAGUUAUGUGGACAUCCAGGGUGUCUACCAGUCGGGAAUUCCGGGAAAUUCGGGAAAAAGUCGGGGAUUUUGAAAGGUCGGGAAAAG
Macrosteles quadrilineatus (aster leafhopper) is the source of this 2849-nucleotide messenger RNA. RefSeq names its product zinc finger protein OZF-like. Lineage: Eukaryota; Metazoa; Arthropoda; Insecta; Hemiptera; Cicadellidae. The transcript is spliced from 2 exons. Gene Ontology annotation, cellular component: nucleus. The record is from RefSeq and is a predicted model, not a curated record. The coding region runs from base 566 to 1810 and encodes 414 amino acids.